This is a messenger RNA of Lactuca sativa (garden lettuce), 720 nucleotides long. The record is from RefSeq and is a predicted model, not a curated record. NCBI's taxonomy places the organism in Eukaryota, Viridiplantae, Streptophyta, Magnoliopsida, Asterales, Asteraceae.
GAUCCUAUUUGUUAUCACAUCCGGAAAAGAAGAGAAAAAGAAAAAAGCUUUGUUAUUCUAAUUAUUUAAAGGCCACCAAUUAGGGUUCAUCACUUGUUCCCAUUUCAAUCUAUUCUCUUGUGUUUAUCCGCUUCCCCUUUUCCUCAUUUCCUCUCUUCUAUCGUCGUCGAUCGAAACCCUAGCGUCCGUGGUAACUAACAAGCAAAAAUGACAGGAAAAGCGAAGCCGAAGAAGCAUACGGCGAAGGAAAUCCAGGCGAAAGUGGACGCGGCCACGACCAACAGAGGCGGCGGCAAGGCCGGAGUUGCUGAUCGGACCGGUCAGGAGAAGGGAGGUCACGCUAAGUUCGAAUGCCCUCUCUGCAAGAUCACUGUACCGGAUGUUAAAACGAUGCAGAUCCACCAUGAAUCGAAGCACCCUAAGCUUCCGUAUGAUGAAUCAAAGAUAACUAACCUCCAUGCCGUGCUCGCACCCGUCGCGGAUACAUCCAAGGGUCGCCCUGGUGUUCGUGGUAGUCUCAAGAAGUGAAGAUCUUCAUCGAUUAUCACGGAUGAAUCGUCAAUCUCCUCUGCCGAUUCGAUUUAGGUUUAAUUUCUCAAUCUCGUGUUCCUUAAAUGGAUGAUGGUUUCUGUUGGUGUGUUGUUGAAAGCUAAGCUAUGCUCUUAUACUUAUUUAUAUAUUUCGAUCCUAAAAUCUAUUAUCUAUCCUUUGGAUUGCUAA